Molecule: messenger RNA, 2273 nt
Organism: Dryobates pubescens (Downy woodpecker)
Lineage: Eukaryota; Metazoa; Chordata; Aves; Piciformes; Picidae
Gene: CCNT1
Product: cyclin T1
Exons: 9
Coding region: 14-2263 (749 amino acids)
Biological process (GO): regulation of transcription by RNA polymerase II; positive regulation of DNA-templated transcription, elongation
Cellular component (GO): cyclin/CDK positive transcription elongation factor complex; nucleus
Molecular function (GO): cyclin-dependent protein serine/threonine kinase activator activity
Source: RefSeq, a predicted model, not a curated record
GGCGCAGAUCGCCAUGGAGGCCUCGGCGGGCGGCGGGGCCGGCGGCGCGGCGGGGCGGCGCUGGUAUUUCACCCGCGAGCAGCUGGACCGCAGCCCCUCGCGGCGCGCCGGGCUCGACCCCGACAAGGAGCUCUCGUACCGGCAGCAGGCGGCCAACCUGCUGCAGGACAUGGGGCAGCGCCUCAACGUCUCGCAGCUGACCAUCAACACAGCCAUCGUGUACAUGCAUCGCUUCUACAUGGUGCAGUCCUUCACCCAGUUCCACAGGAACUCAGUGGUGCCAGCAGCUCUCUUCCUGGCAGCCAAGGUGGAGGAGCAGCCUCGGAAGCUGGAGCACGUAAUCAAGGUAGCAAAUGCCUGUCUGCAUCACCAGGAAACUCCUCUAGACACCAAGAGUGAGGCUUACCUGCAGCAAGCCCAAGACCUGGUCAUUCUAGAGAGCAUAAUACUGCAGACCCUGGGCUUUGAGAUCACCAUCGACCACCCCCACACCCACGUGGUGAAGUGCACACAGCUGGUGAGAGCCAGCAAGGACUUGGCCCAAACUUCCUACUUCAUGGCCACCAACAGCCUGCACCUGACCACCUUCAGCCUGCAGUACACCCCCCCAGUCGUGGCCUGUGUCUGCAUCCACCUGGCCUGCAAGUGGUCCAACUGGGAGAUCCCAGUCUCCACGGAUGGGAAGCACUGGUGGGAGUAUGUGGAUGGCACAGUGACCCUGGAGCUCCUGGAUGAGCUGACUCAUGAGUUCCUGCAGAUCCUCGAGAAGACUCCCAGCAGGCUGAAACGGAUCAGGAACUGGAGGGCCUCUCAGGCAGCCCGCAAGUCGAAGCCUGACGAGCACGGGGACGAGGAGAGCCUGUCGGAGCAGACCAUCCUCAACAUGAUCUCCAGGAACAACAGCUCAGACAUGAACAUUGCAGGCCUCAUGAGCAUGUCCACCUCCUCCUCCUCCUCCUCCGCCGCCGCCGCCGGGCCCUCCCUGCCGGCCGCCUCCGACUCGCCCGGCGAGCAGCCCGCCGCGGCCGACGUCUCCCACCCUGACCACUGGCACCCUCCAGCCAAGCUGGAGCUGGGCCAGAGCCACAGGACUAACGAGGGCUGCUCCUCCUCCUCCUCCUCCUCCGCUCCCGAGCAGCAGCAGCAGCAGGACGGCUACCCCAAGCCGGGCGGGAAGAACGCGCCGGCGGCCAAGGUGUCGCUGAAGGAGUACAGAGCCAAGCACGCCGAGGAGCUGGCGGCGCAGAAGAGGCAGCUGGAGAACAUGGAGGCCAACGUCCGCUCCCAGUACGCCUACGCCGCCCAGAACCUGCUGGUGCAGCAGCAGAGGGAGAGGGAGGUGCAGCAGGAGGCCGCCGGCAACGCCGCCGCCCUCAAGCCCCCGCCGGGCGCCGCCGACAACCCCGAGCGGCCUCCCGGCGGCCCCGAGAAGCCUGACAAAGCCUCGGCCCCCAAGCUGAGGCUGCCGGCGGCCGGCGGGGAGAGGCCUCUGCCCUGCAAGCAGGAGGAGCUGAAGAUGCGGAUCAGGGCGGCGCCGGGCGGCGAGCGGCACGGCCCGGCCGAGGAGGGCGGCGGCGGCAGGGGCCGCGAGCACAAGGAGAAGCACAAGGGCCACGCCGCCAACCACCACCACCACCACCACAACCACCACUCGCACAAACACUUGCACCCGGCGCCGCCGGCCGCCGGCCCCAGCGGCCUGCCCGGCAAGCGGCCGAGUGACUCCAAGCACGGCGGCCAGCCCGGCGCCGCGCCCCACAAGAGCUACGGCCCCCUGCCGGCCUCCCGCAAGCGCCAGCUGCCCGAGGAGGUGGUGGCCGCCGCCGCCGCCCACGAGCACCAACCCAAAGUCAGCAAAGCCUCCAAGGGCCCCGCUGGGCUGCCCUUCCCUUACCCACACCUCCCCGGGGCCGCCCACCUGGCGGGGCACGGCUCGGAGCCCGGCGGCAGCCUCCCCUUGCCCCAGGCUGCCAAAGCCAGGGGCGGUCCCCACGGCAAAGCGGACAAGGUGCCCCCGGGGGCCAACGGGCACAGUGCCAGCCAGGCCAGUGACUACCAGGAUACAGUCAACAUGCUGCACUCGCUGCUGAGUGCCCAGGGCAUGCAGCCCACCCAGCCCCCUCACUUCGAGUUCCACUCGUACGGGGAGCUGGGCGCCGCCCGGGCUGCAGGCGGCUCCAGAGCUGCCACCACCACGGACAAGCCCAGACCUCCCCCGCUGCCCUCAGAACCUCCUCCUCCGCUCCCUCCUCUCCCCAAAUAAAAGUCUCCUC